CUCUUGCUCAACAUUACCGUCCCCAUUGCGUAGAUGGGACCCCUACGGGCCCGACGCGUCUCGGCUCCAUGGCAACAGAAACGUUCGGCCCCGAAUGCUCUCUAUCGGACGGACAGUACAGCAGAAUGUGUGUAAGCCUGGUUUUGCUGGGCCGGCCCUGGCACCCUCGGCCGUCAGUUGGACAGACUCGGGUGAAUCAGUGACGAUGAGGCAGUUGGGAGGGACACCAAGACCGAAGCGGAUAGCCGCAGCAAAAGAUUGUGACACCAUCUCCAUGUCCAAUCGUCCACCAGUGGAAGUGCCCCUACAGCCACGACCACAGCUAUCAGCGAUAGCGAAAGUGACAGCAACAGCUAUAUGGUCGUCUGGACCAUUUACUGGCCGCGGCGCACGUGGACGUCGAGCCCCAUGCCUCCAAUCCGCGGGCAACUACUUGGGAAAUGCCAUUGCAGGCAGACCGAGACCCGCAAGCCACAAAUUCACGCAUGGCCCGGACGUCCUGUUGGUUGACAUAUCCGAUAUUCCGGGUGCACACACAAACGCGAUGCCCUGGCCAGCAGGCACCCUUGCCAGAGAAGCGUUAGUCGAGAGCAAGCGACCGUCGCCAGAGCCGCGAGCUCCCGAAGUCGACGGAUGCCAUGAUGCGAGGAUAACGCCUCCAAGGCCUAAAGGUGAACUUUAUUCGGGCUUGCCGCCCUAAAGAGUGCUACUCUUCGACCUAGUCGCCACACGGGCAUGUCGCACGGCGAGAUGUUCUUUCCCGAGCGAGCGAGCAGGGGCGGGCGCGCACAAUAGUAUGCACCCACGAGCGAGAGACACAAGAAAGCAGCGGUACUUUCCC
Lasiosphaeria miniovina is the source of this 841-nucleotide messenger RNA. RefSeq lists its product as uncharacterized. The transcript has a single exon. The record is from RefSeq and is a predicted model, not a curated record. Lineage: Eukaryota; Fungi; Ascomycota; Sordariomycetes; Sordariales; Lasiosphaeriaceae. The coding region runs from base 95 to 700 and encodes 201 amino acids.